Molecule: messenger RNA, 1290 nt
Organism: Lottia gigantea (owl limpet)
Lineage: Eukaryota; Metazoa; Mollusca; Gastropoda; Lottiidae
Exons: 10
Coding region: 134-1027 (297 amino acids)
Biological process (GO): cilium assembly
Cellular component (GO): motile cilium
Source: RefSeq, a predicted model, not a curated record
CAAGAUUUGUUGUCAAGGUAAACAAUUUGGCUUUGGUUUAGACUUUGGGAGGAAAACUCGGAUUUAUUUGAGAUAAAGGACUUUUCAACGGAAAAGUAGCAACACCUGUGAUAUUUUACAGUUUAUUUUCACUAUGAGUGUCAGAACAUAUAACCCAUCUGUCCGAGUUGGCAACUGGAAUGAAGAUAUUCAACUUGAAGAGGAUACAUUGAAAGAUUUUCUGGACAAGAGAGAAAAGGGAGAGUUGUUAACACAAAAAUCCAGUAAUUUAGCUGCUGUAGCAUUACAAAAGAAAAAUCUAAGUAUAUCCCAAGAUGGUAAUAUCAGAUUUGGUGAUGUGAUCAUGUUACGUUGUAAAGGUACUGCAGACAGAACCAGAUAUUUUGCAGGAGUUGAACCAAGAGAUGAUUGUACCCUGGCUCUAAAUCUCACAGAUCCCAUGCAGUUGUCACAAGAUAAAUUUGCUACCACAUGUAACGUUACUGGCUGCAGAUCUUUAGAACCUGUUUUACGCACUGUGUUUUGUGUACAAAGUGUAAAUGGAAGUGAUGAUGUGUUGAGAUAUGGUGAACCAUUUUAUUUAACAACUUUACCAGAAGCAGGAGGGUUACUAUUACACAGUGAUAAUUGUACUUUUAUGAAAUGUGCCAAGAAAUCUCGACAUCAACUGGUCUCUUUAGUGAGUGAACCAUCAUUUUUAACACAAUGGCAAGUUGUUCAUAAAGAACCCAGGUUAAGAAUGGAAUAUGAAGGAGCACCAGUUAAAGCAAAUGAUGUUGUUAUAUUAACACACUGUAAAACCAAUCAAAAUUUAGCUGUUGAGCAGGAUUUCCUUGUAAGGACACCAUUAGGACGAGAAUAUGAAAUAUCAGCACAUACCAGUUUAAAUUCACACAAAGCUGAAGAAGAGUCUAAUUUAUGGACAAUCACAAUGGGCGUGCCUGGAGAUAACAUGAUGUCCAGUCUGUCACAGAAUAACAACCAAUCAGAAGCUAUCCCUUCCACAUCUCCUCCCAUUUCUCAAUAAACCGUGCAACUAUAAUCAUAAGCAUUCAUCUCUGAUGUGAUUUUAUGACUUUUACCUGAUUUUAAUUGGUUCACAUCUAUUGCUAAUUCGCUUGAAAUUAAAAUUUGUGAUUCAGAAACUUUAGCUUGUUGAGAAUUGUAAAUAUCUAGAUAUGUCCAUCAUGUGUAUUUUAACAUAUUGUAAUUUAUAUAUAUAUAAAUUUUUCUAAACAUAUCAAAAAAAAAAAAAAAAACAAAAUAAAAUAAAAAAAAAAAAAACAAAAA